AUGGAAGGUAACAAUUCGCCUACCGGGGGUGAUCGGUCGCAUCCACAAUCAAUUGCGAUAAAUGGGCAGCAGCAAGAUCCAGCAGCUCAGAACCAUUUUCCACCGGCGGGUGUGCAUCAGCAGCAGUCAUCGAAUCCGAUUCUCCGUCCUCCGUUGCUUCCAUCAGGACAACCUCGUUUCCCGCCGAAUUCCCAUCAGCAGACCCAGCAGCAAAACGAGUUUGUUGGACAAUGUUUUCACUUUUUCCAGCAGCAGCAAGUAUUCUUUCAAACAAUGCUGUCGUCGAUGAGCCAACAACCAACAUCGAAUCCGGAGCAAAUAUUAGACUCUCUCGCAAGCAACACACAGGAGUUUCGAUAUGAGCCGGAUGCGAACGUCACUUUUGCUGGCUGGUAUGUUCGUUAUGAGGAUUUGUUUGCUAAGGAUGCAGUUCGUCUUGAUGACGAGGCGAAAGUGCGUUUACUCCUCCGUAAGAUAGGACCGAUGGAACACGAACGCUACACUAGCUACAUUCUUCCAAAGCUUCCAAAGGAUGUCAAUUUUGCGGAAACCGUAAGUAAGUUGAAGAGCUUGUAUGGCACAUCGGAAUCCGUACUGAGUAGGCGCUAUCGGUGCUUGCAAGUCGCUAAGCAUGCCACCGAAGAUUUCAAAACGUACGCAUGCAGAGUCAACAAACUGUGUGUCGAGUUUGAACUAGGCAAGUUAACCGAGGAGCAAUUUAAGUGCCUAGUGUUCGUGUGCGGACUAAAAGCGGAGAACGAUGCCGAGGUCCGAAUUAGGUUGCUGAGCAGAAUCGAAGAGAGAGCGGAUGUCACCUUGGAGCAAAUAUCAGAUGAGUGCCAACGGCUCCUCAGCAUCAAACACGAUACAGCGAUGAUUGAGGCAGGACCAAAUUCAGCAGCUGUGCAGGCGCUCAAGAGUAAGCAAUAUGUUGGGAAGCGUGCAUUCCGAUAUGAGAGGCGUUCUCCAGUUUUUGGAUCUUCAUCCAGACCAAGCAGAAUAACCGGAACUGGACCUGGUUCGCCAUGUUGGAACUGCGGUUCCAUGCAUUACUCCAAGGAUUGUCCCUUCAAGAAGCAUCAUUGCCGGGACUGUAAGCAAGUUGGUCACAAGGACGGAUACUGUACCAGCGCAAAGAAAGCAAAAAGCCCAGGUACUUCGAACAAAUGCAACCCAUCUAGGAGGAUGGAAACAAAAAGUGUUGUGGUGAAGAAUGUAAGGAAAAGAAGAAGAUUUGUGGAAGUGCUGGUAAACAACCGGAAGAUAAGUCUCCAGCUCGAUACGGCAUCGGACAUCAGUAUCAUUUCCGAGAAAACCUGGUGUCAGAUCGGUCGACCUACAUCAAGUCUAGUGACGAUCGAAGCUUCAACUGCAUCCGGAAAGCCGCUAAAAUUGGAGUUUCAGUGUACAUGCGAGAUUUCCAUCAACGGCGAGAAACGUCAGGCCCGCUUUUACGUGGUGAAACAACAUCUCAAUUUAAUUGGUUUGGAUCUCAUCGAUCAAUUCAACUUCUGGUCGAUGCCGAUGGACAGCUUCUGCAAUCAUAUCAACAGUUCGUCUACAGUGAUCAGCACCCUCAAGCAGGCCUUCCCGACAGUUUUCAACGAUGCUCCGGGAGUGUGUACUAAGGCAAAGGUGCACCUCACAUUGAAGGAAGGAGCAAAGCCUGUGUUCCGACCGAAGAGACCAGUAGCGUAUGCGAUGUACAAGACUGUCGAUGAAGAGUUGGACCGUUUGGAAAAUGCUGGAAUCAUAACACCGGUUGAGUACUCGGAGUGGGCAGCUCCGAUUGUCGUCGUGAGAAAAGCAAGCGGAGCAGUGAGGAUUUGCGGUGAUUAUUCAACAGGGUUAAACGACGCACUACAGCCGCACCAAUAUCCUCUCCCGCUGCCGCAAGACAUCUUCGCCAAACUGGCAAAUUGUAAGGUAUUUAGUCAAAUCGAUCUCUCUGACGCAUUUCUACAGGUUGAGGUGCAUGAGGAAUCCCGAGAAAUGCUCACUAUCAAUACGCAUAAGGGGCUCUACAGAUACAACCGACUUCCGCCGGGAGUUAAAGCAGCGCCUGGCGCUUUUCAGCAGCUAGUGGACACCAUGCUAGCGGGAUUGGAGGCCACGUCAGGCUAUCUCGACGAUGUCUUAAUUGGUGGUGUAAACCAAGAGGAUCACCACCGAAAUCUUGUGAAAGUUCUCCGUCGACUACAAGAAUAUGGAUUCACCAUCAAAGCGGAAAAGUGUUCGUUUGGCCAGCAGCAAAUCAAAUACGUUGGUCACCUUAUCGAUAAACAUGGCCUACGUCCGGAUCCGGCUAAAAUAAAAGCGAUCCGUGACAUGCCAGCUCCGACGGACGUUUCAGGAGUGCGUUCUUUCCUAGGGGCAAUUAAUUAUUAUGGCAAGCUUGUCCCUAGCAUGCGAACUCUUAGGUAUCCACUCGAUGAGCUGCUCAAGAAUGGAAAGAAGUUCGUCUGGUCGUCCGAUUGUCAACAAGCCUUCGAAAACUUCAAAAAUAUUUUGUCAUCCGAUUUGCUACUUACGCACUAUAAUCCGGCACUCGAAAUCAUCGUUUCGGCGGAUGCAUCUUCCAUCGGAGUCGGUUCCACGAUAAGCCACAAAUUUCCGGACGGAUCUAUCAAAGUUGUCCAGCAUGCAUCCAGAGCAUUAACAUCAGCUGAGCAAGCAUACAGCCAACCAGAUCGCGAAGGACUUGCGAUAAUAUUCGCCGUAACCAAAUUCCAUAAAAUGGUUUUCGGUCGAAAAUUUACGUUGCAGACGGAUCACGCUCCGUUACUUCGGAUCUUCGGAUCGAAAAAAGGAAUUCCCGUCUACACAGCUAAUCGAUUACAACGCUGGGCGUUACAGUUACUGAUGUAUGACUUCAAGAUCGUCUACGUCAACACAGAUAAAUUCGGAAAUGCAGAUGUAUUGUCGCGGCUGAUUGAGCACCAUGUUAAGCCGGAAGAGGACUUUGUGGUGGCUAGCGUUGUGCUGGAAAAGGACGUCAUGGCUCUAGCAACAAGUUCAAUCGACGCGCUCCCACUAGGCUUCAAGAUGAUUCAACAUGCAACACAUUACGAUCCAGAUCUCGGAAAAAUCUACCGCUUCAUUCAAGAAGGUUGGCCCCAAUCAAAAUCCACUAUCACACGCCGAGAGAUCAAAUGCUUCUAUGAUCGCCGAGAUUCCCUAUCGACCGUACAAGGUUGCAUCAUGUUCGGUGAGCGACUGGUGAUCCCGUCGAGUUUCCGAAAGCGUUGCCUGCAUCAUCUUCACCGAGGUCAUCCAGGAAUGCAGCGUAUGAAAGCAAUUGCACGUAGCUAUGUCUACUGGCCGUCGCUGGAUGUGGACAUCGUGGCUCACGUCAGUUCCUGCCAUCAUUGCGCAGCAGUAGCUAAAAGCCCACCAAGGUCCGCACCGCUGUCGUGGCCAAAACCAACAUAUCCGUGGCAGCGCGUGCACAUAGACUAUGCUGGACCGAUUGAAGGAGAAUAUUUUCUACUGAGCGUCGAUGCCUACUCCAAGUGGGUUGAAAUAGUCAAAACCAAAUCAACUACUGCUUUCACUACCAUCAACAUGCUUCGAAGCUUGUUUGCCCGUCUCGGUAUGCCUGAAACAUUGGUUAGCGACAAUGGCCCACAGUUCGCCAGUGCCGAAUUCGACAAGUUCUGCUUAGAGAAUGGUGUCAACCACAUUACUACAGCACCGUAUCACCCACAAUCAAACGGACAAGCGGAAAGAUUUGUGGACACCUUUAAAAGAUCAGUGAAGAAAAUUAGAGAGGGGAAAGGAGCCAUCCAGGAAGCAUUAGACAUAUUUCUAAUAACCUACCGAACAACGCCGAAUCCAGCUACACCAGAAGGUAAAUCACCAUCGGAAGCAAUGUUUGGGCGCAAGAUUCGCACCAGCCUAGACUUGCUGCGUCCGUCAACCGUUCCGGCCGUUGAAUCCACUAUAGAAGCAAAGAUUCACCAAAGAUUCAAAAAUGGUGAUUGUGUAUAUGCGAAGGUUUACUCUAACAACCAGUGGAGAUGGACAUCCGGAGUUGUUUUGGAAUCGAUUGGGCGUGUUAUGUUCAACGUUUGGGUGGAAGAUAAGCGCAUGAUUCGUUCACAUCUCAACCAACUACGAACUCGUGCCAUCGGUGACAAGCCGUCAGCGAAGCCAGUUAAGAGCAAUGUUAAGCUGCCGUUGGACAUUUUGCUGAAGGCGUGGAAUCUGUCUAGAUCGCAUACCAGUGCAAGCGAUAUCACCACGUCAUCGUCACUACCUGUGCUUUCGUCAGUAACCGCCGAAUCACCGUCAACAGUGCUUGGAGUACCAUCCGAGCAGUCCACACCGUUGCAGCCUGCAGCGCCAUCCGAAGCACCCGCGCGAGUGUGGGUGUCUCCAAAAGCAGAUACGUCAUCAGCGUCUUCGUCUUCGUCAUCAUCCUCCAGUUCAAGCUCUGUACCGUCAUCGUCAUCAGAGUUCCUAUCAGCGAAUGAAACCCCUACAGCUGUCCGGGAACCUCGUCGCUCUUCUCGCUCUAGAAGACCGCCGAUUCGGUUUGAUCCCUACCAGCUGUAUUGA
Messenger RNA from Topomyia yanbarensis, 4560 nucleotides. RefSeq lists its product as uncharacterized. Gene Ontology annotation, biological process: DNA integration. The record is from RefSeq and is a predicted model, not a curated record. The coding region runs from base 1 to 4560 and encodes 1519 amino acids. The transcript has a single exon. Gene Ontology annotation, molecular function: nucleic acid binding. NCBI's taxonomy places the organism in Eukaryota, Metazoa, Arthropoda, Insecta, Diptera, Culicidae.